Molecule: messenger RNA, 2689 nt
Organism: Sinocyclocheilus rhinocerous
Lineage: Eukaryota; Metazoa; Chordata; Actinopteri; Cypriniformes; Cyprinidae
Product: protein ABHD17A-like
Exons: 5
Coding region: 352-1326 (324 amino acids)
Biological process (GO): protein depalmitoylation; regulation of postsynapse organization
Cellular component (GO): plasma membrane; endosome membrane
Molecular function (GO): palmitoyl-(protein) hydrolase activity
Source: RefSeq, a predicted model, not a curated record
AGAGUGGGAAGGCUAACAAACAUCUUUGACUGGAGUGGAAAAAACACACAGCUCUAUUAGCCUAUAACAGCAGAUUAUUACAUGGCAGGACGGUAGCCGGGAAUCAACUCGGAACGACAAAGCGGAAAUCAAGUUUUAUUCCUGGAGGGCUCAGCUUUUUAUUUUCGAAUGAGAAAUGUCCUCGGCGGCGUCCUGGCCUUUAUUUGUUAUCUGAGAGGAGUCGUAGCUGACUGCUAGCUGGCUAACUCCCCCCUACCCCCUUACUACGAGCUAGCUACUUAGCGACAGAGGUGUGAAAAUAUAAAGAAAUCCGGCUUUGGCAGGCUGUGGUCAAGAGAACGACACCUGACAAUGAAUGGCCUUUCUGUGAGUGAGUUGUGUUGCCUGUUCUGUUGCCCCCCCUGCCCCAGCCGUAUCGCUGCCAAGCUUGCCUUCCUGCCCCCUGAACCUACCUAUGCCCUCCUGCCCGAUCUGGAGGCCGGGCCGGUACCGGCCGGACCUACGGGGACGUCAAGCCUCCGGUCCCGGGGAGGAGGUGGCGGUGGCGGGAGUUCGGUAGGGGGGGGGAAUGCUCUAGGGGAGGGGCGCUGGAAGCUCCACCUCACAGAGCGGGCAGAAUUCCAGUAUUGCCAACAGGAUCUGGAUGCCACAGAAGUGUUCCUGACUCGAUCUAGUAGGGGGAACAGAGUGGGCUGCAUGUAUAUCCGCUGUGCCCCCUCUGCCAGGUUCACUGUCCUGUUCUCCCAUGGUAACGCAGUGGAUCUAGGCCAGAUGAGCAGCUUCUAUAUCGGCCUGGGCACUCGCAUCAACUGUAACAUAUUCUCUUAUGAUUACUCCGGCUACGGGGUCAGCACAGGGAAGCCCUCGGAAAAGAAUUUGUAUGCAGACAUAGACGCAGCGUGGCAGGCUCUACGCUCACGAUAUGGCAUCAGCCCAGAGAAUAUUAUCCUGUAUGGACAGAGCAUUGGCACGGUGCCUACAGUAGACCUGGCAUCACGAUACGAGUGUGCAGCUGUGAUUCUCCACUCCCCCCUCACCUCUGGCAUGAGGGUGGCCUUCCCCGACACUAAGAAGACUUACUGCUUUGACGCAUUUCCCAACAUUGAGAAAGUGUCUAAAAUCACGUCUCCAGUGUUGAUCAUCCAUGGGACAGAGGACGAGGUGAUAGAUUUUUCCCAUGGGCUGGCCCUGUAUGAGCGCUGCCCCAAAGCCGUGGAGCCGCUGUGGGUGGAAGGAGCCGGACACAACGACAUCGAACUGUACAGCCAAUACCUGGAACGCCUGCGUCGUUUCAUCGGGCAGGAAUUGGCCGCACAACACGCCUAAGCUCUCCUCCGUCUCCCUCUUGUCAUCCAACCAUCUCCCAGUCUGAGCGAGAGUGAGAUGGAUGCGUCAGUAACUUAUUGAAGGCUGCCAGUUUGUAUGGACAACGUUACUGUUGGAGCAGCUUGACACAUGCUCCACUGCUCAGAUUUGUUUUCUUAAGUGUUUUCUUUUUUUCUCCCUUUGUUUGUCAUCUCCUUGUGCAUGUGUGUACGUAUGUGUGCGCAUGGGAACUCUGGGGGAUGGAAGUGGAAUUUCUCUGGAGCAAGAAUGGAUGGACGAAUUCCUCUGCCGGUUUCAGUCCAAAGGAAAGAAGCCAGAUGCUGUCCUGUACCUCCAACCUGAUGGUGUUUCUCAAUAUCUGAGCAUUCAUUUGUCAGUUGAGCGGUUCACAUCUCUGACCUGCUCCCAUGAUGCCUCAGCCUGUGAGAUCUUCACUUCCCACUUCUCAUCAGGCAGCCUAAAAUAGCUCAUUCUCUGAGCCUGGCAAAUUUCCUAGCCUUGCUGACCCUGCAGGAUGGAAAAAAACGUUUGUUAAUGUGGAGGAUUUCAGGAUUAAGUUUUGAAGCAUCCUACACAGGUGCAAUGAUGCCCACCUCUGCAUCUUCAUUCAUUCGUUUAACCAUUUGGCUUGCUCUGGACGGUGUGUGUGGGUCCGUCCAAUGCUGACCUCUAUUCCCUUCCAAUGAGUUUUUGCCUUUAUGUAAAAGCUGAGCUUGGGAUUAGAUGACACCUAAUGAUCUACACCGCUCCAGGCAGGGAAAGCUCCAAUCCUGGGACGUUGGCUUUUUUUCCCAGCAUUAUCAGUCUUUUUUUUUUCCUCUUUGCUGUCUCUUUCCUUUUUUCUCAGCAUGUGAGGGUGUCCAUAGCACCCCGAGGUGAAAGAAACUGGGAGGGCUGCUUGCUCAUCAUCAUAUUUCAAUGAAACCACCACACUUGGGAUGACAUGAUAUGGAGUACAUUCACGUCCAGAUCCAUACAUCAUGUUUCUUAACUGUUGGGCCAGUAGAAAGAUCAAGGUUUCAUUAUCUUGUCGGGACUUUCCUAAAGCCAGAUCUUCGGUGUAGCACACAAGUAGUUUAACCUUUUGAAUGGGUUUUGGGUUAAUAAAUGGUUUAAUUGUGUAAGAACAAAUAAUGCACACAACGCUGGUAGCAGUCAGAGGUAAAAACAGAAAGCACUUCUGAACCCUGUGGCAAAGACACACAACUUGCAACCAGUUUUUCUCGUUUUCAGCCUGACGUCAAGUAUGUUUCUAUCACGGGAAUGUUAUUCCUCUCUUGUUGGCAUUUGAAAUGGAGCUCAAGCUAUAAUCAUGCAUAUUUACUCUGUCUCUUUGGUGAUUGUUAUGUUUAAGCAAAUCGUU